UGAAGAGGGCUGGUAUAUUUGUGCCUGCUGGAGGUGGAAUUAACUGUAAGAAGGAGGAAAAGAUUGAAUGGAUUUACAGGAAGGAUUUCAAGUAAACUCAGGGAAACACAUUUACUUGAACAGUAUAACCCUGGGUCUUGUUUUACACUAAGACCAUACAAGAGAUGUUCGAGUUAUCACUAGACUGCCGGACAAAUAGAAUUCCAACAGCAAGGUGCAGAUCAGCGUAGAUCUGUGGUUCUGACCUCGGAAUUUGUCUUGGAAGGAGUUCAAGCACUGAGAAGAAGUCAGAGCCAGUGAAGAGAACUUGGGAGCCACAGUCUAUCAGAAGACCAGCUUUUCGUCAGUUCAAAUACCAAAGGCCUGAUUAUCAUAAAUUCACAUAGGAAUGCAUAGGUUAUUUGAUCAAGGAAUUUUAGCCAGCUUUUACUACAUCAAUACUGCAAAAGUUCUUAACAACUGUGGAUAAUUAGAAAUCUGAAUUUCAGCUUUCAUAGAAAUAACUACUCUUGACGUAUUUUAAAAUAUUUACAACAGGAGAAGAAAAUGGAGUGAGGAUGUUGUGUUCAGAAAUACCACUGUCAUGAAGAAUAGGUAAAUUUGUUUUUACAACUUUACAGCUACUGGCACAGUGGACCUCCAAGGAACCUGGAUUAUUAUUAUUAUUUUUAAGUGGACAAGAAGGAUUAAACAUACCGACUUUUGCUUUUGUACAAAAAUGCAUUGGACUGUGUUUUUCCUUAGGGGUAUUGUGGGCUUCCUCUGGAGCGGCUGGGUUCAAGUGGGCUAUGCAAAAGGAGGUUUGGGAGACAAUCAUGUCCACUCCAGUUUUAUUUAUAGAAGACUGCGGAACCAUGAAAGACGGGAAAUACAGAGGGAAAUUCUCUCUAUUUUGGGUUUGCCUCACAGACCCAGGCCAUUUUCACCUGGAAAACAAGCAUCUUCUGCACCCCUCUUUAUGCUGGAUCUGUACAAUGCCAUGGCCAGCGAGGAAAAUCCUGAAGAGUCGGAAUACUUGGUGAGGGUAUCCCUGGCAGGGGAGGCCAAAGAGGCAAGAAAGGGAUACCCAGCCUCUCCCAAUGGGUAUGCUCAUCGUAUGCAGUUAUCUCCAAGGAUUCCUCUGACUACCCAGAGCCCUCCUCUUGCCAGCCUACAUGAUACCAACUUUCUGAAUGAUGCUGACAUGGUCAUGAGCUUUGUCAACUUAGUUGAAAGAGACAAGGACUUUUCUCAUCAGAGGAGGCAUUACAAAGAAUUUCGAUUUGAUCUGACUCAGAUUCCACACGGAGAAGCAGUGACAGCAGCUGAAUUCCGGAUAUAUAAGGACAAGAGCCACCAACGAUUUGAAAAUGAGACAAUUAAGAUUAGCAUAUAUCAGAUCAUCAAGGAAUACACAAAUAGGGAUGCCGAUCUUUUUCUGUUAGACACAAGGAAGGCACAAGCUUUGGAUGUGGGUUGGCUUGUCUUUGACAUCACUGUGACCAGCAACCAUUGGGUGAUUAACCCACAGAACAAUUUGGGCUUACAGCUCUGUGCAGAGACGGGGGAUGGACGCAGUAUUAACGUAAAAUCUGCUGGUCUCGUGGGAAGACAUGGACCUCAGUCAAAACAGCCAUUCAUGGUGGCCUUCUUCAAGGCAAGUGAGGUACUUCUUCGAUCUGUGAGAGCAGCUAACAAACGGAAAAAUCAAAACCGCAAUAAAUCCAGCUCUCAUCAGGACCCCUCCAGGAUGUCCAGUGCUGGAGAUUAUAAUACCAGUGAACAAAAACAAGCCUGCAAGAAGCAUGAACUCUAUGUGAGUUUCCGCGAUCUGGGAUGGCAGGAUUGGAUCAUAGCACCAGAAGGGUAUGCUGCAUUUUAUUGUGAUGGAGAAUGUUCUUUCCCACUUAAUGCUCACAUGAAUGCCACCAACCAUGCUAUAGUCCAGACUCUGGUACACCUGAUGUUUCCUGACCAUGUUCCCAAGCCUUGUUGUGCUCCAACCAAAUUGAAUGCCAUCUCCGUUCUGUACUUUGAUGACAGCUCCAACGUCAUUUUGAAGAAAUACCGAAAUAUGGUAGUGCGUUCCUGUGGCUGCCACUAGCGCUAAGGAAUUGUGGUAAUAACAAAACCUAUCUGUAUCAUGUUUAUGACUGCAAUAAAAGCAGAUAAAUGGGGACUUUCUUAAAAUCAGCCCUGGGUCAUUUAAUCUCUCUAUGUGUAAUAUUAUGUAUAUACACAUUUUAUUUAUUUAAGAAUAUGUAUUCUCUUUUGGAUGCCUUAUCAGUAAAAUCUAUUUUAAAGGUUCCUAUAUUAUAUAAUGGAUUCCUACUCUAACUUUUGAUGGGGUGUGCUGAGUCCAGUUUAAUUCUAUGUCAACAUUUUCCCCAAUACUAUUAAAAAUAAUUUCUGAUAUUAAGUAGAAUUACUUUGACAGUUUAAAGUUUUUGAAGGGAAAUGAAUAUAUUUGGUUAUAUGGCACCAAUGAAAACUAAAAUAGAAUAUUCAGAAAUAGUUUUAAAAACUAGCAACCUAAAUUUAAAAGAAAAAACAUUGCUUGGCUAAAUGAAAAUUUUCUUUUAGCACUUAUGCUUCACUGUGUAAAGUAAAAUGUUGAAUUGGCUUUGAAUAAAUAAACAGUAGGCAGGGCACAGGAGCUGAAGGGCCACAGGAUUGUUUUAGCUGUUCUCUUUAAUGUAAUUGGUGUAACCCUAGGAGCAUGCUGCUUCUGGCUUCUGGCUUGCAGUUUUGUGUUAUUUUUUGCAAGGUCAAAGCUUCAGAAAUUCUCUUGGCACAGACUUGAGUCUAUGUCCACAAGUUUCCAAAUGGACACUCAAAAGCAUGGUGCAACCUUACCUCAAAUGAGUCAUACCUGACCAUUGUCUUGAUCACUGAUGCUGCAGUGUUUUAUUCCCCUUGUUUAAAACUUAGUCCAGCAUCAAGAAAUAUUUGCAUGCACUCCAUUUUCCUCCCUAGAGACAAGAGUUACUUCACGCAUAAAAUGCAUUGGAACUGAAGAUGCCAGCAGCAUCGUUCUCAUUUACUUGCCUUUAGAGUAGACUUUGCCAGUUGAUGUGAUGCAAGGGAUUUUAUUUAGGGUGAAGCCAUUGAAAUUAAACUGAAGGGGAAAAAAAAGUCUCAGAAUGGCUUAGAUGGAGUUGCCAUUUUCAAACAGCUGAGAGCUAUUCUUCGUGCUUUUUCGAAUAAGCUCAGUGCAAACCUGAUUUUACAAAAGGAUUUUGAAAACCUUCCUCCAACCAUGAAUGAGUACAAUAGGGAAGUUUCUGGAGCAGAGUAAAAGUGUGUGUGUAUGUGUGCGCACAUGCUCUUCUCUCUGAUGUUAAUUUAUUUUAUCUCUGUUGAAAUGGUUACUGGUCUCUAAGGUCCUUUUUCAACACACACUGACUUUUUGAGGAGUGGGGUCUUUAGGUUGAUCACUUUCUGCUGCUGUUAGCUGCAUGCUGAGGCUUGCAACAGUCAACUGGAAAUAUUCAUAAGGCACGUUUCUUAAUCACCAUCUGUAACUUUCAAGCACAAGUCUAUCAUUAGGAAUUUUCAAAUGUGGUGGCUUGUUUGUAAUUCAGAUAUUUUACAAUGUUGUUUUAAAACACAGUUUACAAUAUAGAAAAUAUGGUAUUGGCUAUAUUGGGGAAUACAUUAAGUAAUAUAUUUUUAGUUAAUAACUUAAUAGUAUACCAUUGAAUAUAAGACUAGAGAUUAAGAAAUAGAAAUCUAUUAUAUUAUUCUUUAAAUGUGCUACUUGAAUGUAUGUUUACAGUUAAAAUAUAUUAAACUUG
Cricetulus griseus (Chinese hamster) is the source of this 3776-nucleotide messenger RNA. The record is from RefSeq and is a predicted model, not a curated record. NCBI's taxonomy places the organism in Eukaryota, Metazoa, Chordata, Mammalia, Rodentia, Cricetidae.